Molecule: messenger RNA, 2152 nt
Organism: Pogona vitticeps (central bearded dragon)
Lineage: Eukaryota; Metazoa; Chordata; Lepidosauria; Squamata; Agamidae
Source: RefSeq, a predicted model, not a curated record
CGGGCCUUGGCUGCUGGUUCCCGGGGGAGGCGGCGGCGGCGGCCCCACCGGCAUGAUCAUGGAGCGGCUGCUGGCCUCGGGCGGCUUCGAGGACGAGUGGGAGGACGAGGAGGACGCCGAGGUCUACGCCCAGCACGCCGCCUUCGCGAGCAUGGGCCUGCCUUGCCCCGACGUAGACGGAGAACCCUGCUGGUACUGUGAAGACGAAGGCUACGGCUACGGAGACUGGGAGGGCUCCGGCGAGGAAGAGCCGGAGGAGGAGAAGGAGCGCCCUCCGAAAGCCGGCCCGGGCACCUUCUGCGGCCUCAAGAAAUCCUUCCUGUGCAAGCCCCCUGCGCCUGGCACCUCCACGCAGGACGACACCCCAGAUCAUCCGCUGCUGCUUGCCAUGGCUCUGCCUCAGAAGCAGCAGCUGACGGCGGAGGAAGCAGAGGAGAAUGCUGAAGAGCUGGUUGCAGAGGAGGAGCGUCUCAAGAAGAAGGCUCAGAAGAAGAGGAUGAAGAAGAAGAGGCAAAAAGACAGGAAGAGGCAGGAGAAGCGUGACCAGGAACUGAAGUCUAAGCGUGAAGCUGAAGCAUCUUCUCCGCACAGUGGAGAGUUUCAGGAUGAGGCCUCCAUGGCCAGUGCCCUUAGGUCUGGCCUCCCUGGUUCAGAGGGGAAUUCCAGUGAAGCCUCUCCAGGUGGGAGCCCCAGCAGGGGGACUGAAGAGGAGGUGGAGGAGGAGCUUGACCUCACCAGCACCUUUGUUUCAAAAGCCCGCCUUAAGGUGAGCGCCAAGCCACUGCCGCCAAAGAAAGAGAAGACGGUCCAGCCUGAUAGGAAGGAGGCGGAGGAGAAAGUGAAGCAGGAGGAUCCAAAGUCUGGUCUCCAGAUGACUCCAGUGGAGCAGAGCAUGGUGCUAGCAGAGCGUGGCAAUGAGUCGGCCAAAAACGGCCGCUACCAGGAGGCUGUGCUUCUGUUCACAGAGGCAGUAAAGCUGAACCCCCGAGAAUACAGGUUCUUUGGCAAUCGCUCCUUCUGCUACGAGAGGCUGCAGUGUUACGCCGAGGCCCUGCAAGACGCGCGGCUGGCCCUCAGCCUGCACCCGGGCUGGCCCAAAGGCCUCUUCCGCCAGGGCAAGGCCCUCAUGGGCCUCAAGCGCUACGUGGAAGCCGCCAGAACCUUUGAGGAUCUCCUCCGCUUGGGUGAUUUUCGUAGCGAUGCAGCCAUCCAGCUGAAGCGGUGCCAGGUCCUGCAUCUGCUGGAGAAUGGCUUCCAUGGCAGCCCUUCUGACUGGAGCCCCUGGGCCAGGGAAGCCUAUCUGCUUCUGUCCGGUGACCAGCAAAGCAAGCAGGCUGCCGCCACCACACCCACCAGCAGCAGGAGUGGCAGUGCCUGGGCAGGAGGGCAUCUGGCCUCCCUCACAAUCACCAGCUCAGGGGCCAAGGGGACCAUGCCCUCUGCAGCACAGGCCCCGAUCAGGGAGUGUUUUGCUGUCUGGGUGGGGAACCUCACUCCCAGGGUGACCGAGGAGGUUCUGCUUCGGUACUUCCAGCCGUUUGGGCCCAUCCAUUCCAUGCGCCACCUCCCUCGGAAGUUCUGUGCCUUCAUCAACUACACCCAGCAGGAGGCAGCAGAAGCCGCCUACGCCACCUUGCAGGGCGUCGAGCUGGAAGGAAGCAAACUCCUGCUACAGCUGAAGCAUCCAGUGCACGCCACCCCUCCCCACACCAAGGUGCACGCCAGCAGCCAACAGCCUCUGAGGGGAGAGCCCCUCCGGAGCCCCCCCACCUCGUCGGCCUGUUCCUGGCUUCACAGUCUUGGACACCUCCCUUAAUGGAAGCCUCGGAGGAGAAUCUGGGGCAGCUGCCAGGCGAGCAAGGCCUGUUGUGGCCAGAGAGCCUGCUGGACUCAACUGGGGGGGGGGGGGCACACAAGCUUUCUCUCCAUCAUGCGGGGAGGGGGGGAGAAAGGGGGGGCUUUUUUCAGGGAGCGAAGAGCCACUUUUGCUGGUUUUCUUGGCCAGGCUUCUUGGGAGCCUGAAGGGUGGGUGUGGCAAUCUUGGCCCUUCUCCUCUUGAGUAGGACCUGGCUGAGUUCCAGGGCUGCUCUUCCCCUGCUUAUGUCAAAGUACACGCUUGUCAAAUCGGGAGUGCGGAGAAAUGUGUCUGGUU